AUGAAGGGACUGGGUCACCUACUUGGAUUGCCUGCUGUCAUCAUCACAAAGAACAACACACAUAUUUCCACGGCGCUACCACGACAUGUCGCGGAUGUUUGGGCGUUCCCGGGCACGUUUGUGUGA
Aphanomyces invadans is the source of this 126-nucleotide messenger RNA. RefSeq lists its product as hypothetical. The transcript has 2 exons. Bases 1 to 126 code for a protein of 41 amino acids. The record is from RefSeq and is a predicted model, not a curated record. Lineage: Eukaryota; Oomycota; Saprolegniomycetes; Saprolegniales; Verrucalvaceae.